AUUUAUCAACUCAUUAAACGAAUAGAUAAAUACGUUCAUAUUUUCCGAAUAUCAACUAUUGCUCUUGUGUUGCAACCAUUUAUCAUUAGUCCGUAAACAAAAUUCAGAAAUUCGAUUAUAAUAUUGUGGAAUGUCUUCUGAUAUGGACGAAUUCAGAUAUUUGUCGGGAUUUGGAUCCGAAUUUUCGACAGAAGAUCCGCGAUGCCCAAAUUCCUUACCAAAGGGUCAAAAUAGCCCUCAAACCUGCCCUUACGGUCUCUACGCUGAGCAACUUUCAGGGAGUGCAUUCACAGCGCCUAGGACUGAAAAUAGACGCACUUGGCUUUACCGAAUUCUACCUUCUAUAGGACACAAACCAUUCAAAAAAUUCCAUAAGGAAAAUUUCGAAUCGAAUUGGGAUGAUGUAGAACCAAAUCCAAAUCAGAUGCGAUGGAUGCCGUUUGAUUUUCCUGCCAAAAAAACCGAUUUCGUUGAAGGAAUCAACACGAUUUGUGGAGCUGGGAAUCCUAAAUCGAAAUUGGGUUUAGCGAUCCACGUUUAUUCUUGCAACGUUUCCAUGAAGAAUAGAGCCUUUUAUAAUUCAGAUGGGGAUUUUUUGAUAGUUCCCCAACAAGGGAAAUUGGUGAUCAAAACCGAAUUUGGAAGGCUACAAGUGUCACCAAACGAAAUAUGCGUAAUCCAACAGGGAAUGCGUUUCCAAAUUCUGCUUUCUGAACCCAGCAGAGGCUAUAUCCUCGAAGUGUUUGGCAAACAUUUCACUCUUCCGGACCUGGGUCCCAUAGGUGCCAACGGUUUGGCAAACCCCCGAGACUUCCUCACACCUGUAGCGAAAUACGAAGACAUUCAAGAAGAAUUCGAGAUCGUGGCCAAAUAUCAAAGAAAAUUAUUCGUUUGUACUCAAAACCAUAGCCCUUUUGACGUGGUAGCAUGGCACGGAAAUUACGUGCCUUACAAAUACGACUUGAAGAAUUUUAUGGUCAUCAAUUCGGUCUCGUUUGAUCAUUGUGACCCUUCAAUUUUCACAGUCCUAACUUGCCAAUCGGAUAAACCAGGUACAGCAAUAGCAGACUUUGUAAUUUUCCCACCCCGAUGGUCUGUCCAAGAGAAUACAUUCAGACCGCCUUAUUAUCACCGAAACUGCAUGUCAGAGUUCAUGGGGUUGAUUGAUGGAAAAUACGAGGCAAAAGAAGGUGGAUUUCUUCCAGGGGGCGCUACAUUGCAUAGCAUUAUGACACCUCACGGUCCAGAUAUCAACUGUUUCCAAAAAGCCAGCAAGGAAGAACUUAAGCCCACCAGAGUUGCCGAAGGAUCUCAAGGUUUUAUGUUCGAAAGCUGUCUGAGUUUAGCCGUUACUGAAUGGGGAUCAAAAACUUGCCAAAAACUGGAUGCCGAUUACUACAAAUGCUGGGAAGGAUUGAAAAGAAAUUUCACAGGCCCAAAAUAAAUGAAACUGUUGGUUUUGUGUAAUAAAAUAUAUUAUAAGACACUUACUAGCCAAAA
Messenger RNA from Harmonia axyridis, 1500 nucleotides. Its product is annotated as homogentisate 1,2-dioxygenase. The record is from RefSeq and is a predicted model, not a curated record. Gene Ontology annotation, molecular function: homogentisate 1,2-dioxygenase activity. Lineage: Eukaryota; Metazoa; Arthropoda; Insecta; Coleoptera; Coccinellidae. The transcript has 6 exons. Gene Ontology annotation, cellular component: cytoplasm. Bases 131 to 1444 code for a protein of 437 amino acids. Gene Ontology annotation, biological process: L-phenylalanine catabolic process.